GAUUCAAUGAAGAGAGAUUGACGGCUUUGGAAGUUCUUGAAAACAGGAAAAACUGGCCUUGGGUGGGAUUCAGUGACAGGAAAGAUAUAAGCCUCAAAUGAUUGGUGGGAAAAAAAAAUUAUGGAGAAACGUGAGGUAAAGAAGUUUCGAAAUAAAGGAUUGCUUCCUGCCAUAGAAGAUUUAUGGAAUCAAUUAUUUCAAGAUGGUUAUGCUACAGGUGCUAAUGUUGUGUCAAUUAAUAUUGAUCCAUCAAGUGUAAAACAGGAUGAAAGAAGUGGUGGAGAUAAGAAUAAGAAUAAUAUUGAUGAAGAUUAUGAGAUUGAUACUGAUUCUAUUUAUCCAUCCCAUUAUCCUAGUUUGGAUGAUUUGGAUAAUAGACUAGGUACCUUGAAAAAUCAAGAGCGAGGUUUUUAUAGUCACUUACUAAUGGAUGUCACGUUUCAAGUACCUGGUUUUAACCCUAGUAGUGGUUAUAGUGCUGAAUCACCUAAUGUUGGUGUUUGUGGUGCUUCUAAUACUAAAGAUCCUAACCAAGCAUCCAAUCACGAUGGGGGCAAUGAUAAUUCUAAAAAACCUCAAAAAUGUGGGAAAAAGACUACAAAGCCGGACCUAAUGAAGCGUAGCGGAAGACAAUCAAGUAGAUCAGCUAUGUUAUCUAAUCAAAUUAGUACUAUGGUUAGUAGUUGUAAUCGAGCUUUAGAAUUGAUGGAGGCUGACACCAAUCUUCCGAAUGUAGCAAACACACAUGGUUCUUCUAAAGAUGGUAGUGUUGCUCAAGCUAUGGCUAUUGUUAGUCGAAUGGCUACUAGUGGAUGUGGACUCCUCAAAUAUAGUGAUAUGUGGUGCUUUUUGGCCAAUUUGAUUGAGGAUGCAAAAAGAGAAUUAUUUAUUCACAUGGAUGAUGAUGAAUUAAGAAUGACUUGGUUAAAGUACAUGGAGACCAAAGACAAGUGA
This is a messenger RNA of Beta vulgaris subsp. vulgaris (sugar beet), 954 nucleotides long. RefSeq lists its product as uncharacterized. NCBI's taxonomy places the organism in Eukaryota, Viridiplantae, Streptophyta, Magnoliopsida, Caryophyllales, Amaranthaceae. The record is from RefSeq and is a predicted model, not a curated record. Bases 121 to 954 code for a protein of 277 amino acids. The transcript is spliced from 2 exons.